AUGCUUUGGCGUGGGCAUGCUACGCAAACGCCGCAUGUGGUGGUCUCGGACGCGUCAGCCAAGGCAGUCAAGGAGCUUGUGGGUCAAGCUAUUGACGAGGGCGGAGAGAAUGGCCAAGCACCUGUUGCGCUGAGAAUGGGUGUUGCUGGAGGCCAGGGCUGCCAUGGCUUUGCAUACACCUUUGAGCUUACCCAUGAUAUUAAUGAUGAUGAUGAGGUGUUUGAGAAGGACGGCGCAAAGGUCGUCGUUGAUGCUGUCUCUCUCUCCUGCCUCGGCAAGGGCUCCGUCCUCGAGCACAUCAACACCAUCCGCAAGAAGGGUUUCGAAGUCCUCAACAACAACCUCGCUGACUCGGAGUGUGGCUGCAAGGUCAGCUUUGCCCUCAAGGACGAAGCGCUGUUGUAG
Thecamonas trahens ATCC 50062 is the source of this 405-nucleotide messenger RNA. Its product is annotated as HesB/YadR/YfhF. Gene Ontology annotation, molecular function: 4 iron, 4 sulfur cluster binding; iron ion binding; 2 iron, 2 sulfur cluster binding. The record is from RefSeq and is a predicted model, not a curated record. The transcript has a single exon. Gene Ontology annotation, cellular component: mitochondrion. Gene Ontology annotation, biological process: iron-sulfur cluster assembly. The coding region runs from base 1 to 405 and encodes 134 amino acids. NCBI's taxonomy places the organism in Eukaryota, Apusomonadida, Apusomonadidae.